This is a messenger RNA of Blepharisma stoltei, 2224 nucleotides long. Lineage: Eukaryota; Ciliophora; Heterotrichea; Heterotrichida; Blepharismidae. The record is from the annotation of a GenBank genome assembly.
AUGGGCUGCUGUUUCUCUGACGGAGCUCUUGAUGAGCCUAGACAAAAAGGCAAGGGGGAUAAUAAAAAGCAAGAAACAGCAGAAGAGACCAAAGAAUUUGAGACUGAAGUUUCCCGAAAAAGUGCAUCAGUGAAAGGAGUCAAUAAAGGAACUUUUGUAAAAAUGCUAAAAGAGCCAGUCCAAAAUUUCUAUGAGGUCACUAAAGUCGUAGGAGAAGGAGGUUUCGGCAAAGUUUAUAUCGUUAAAGACAAAAGAACUAAUGCUAUUAAAGCCAUGAAAGAGGUUGCGAAAACCAAUGUUGAUAUGAACAAAAAGGUGGAUGAAGAAAUUGCAAUCCUUAAAGAACUUGUAACUCCCCCCCAUCCUUGAUCGAACGAUUGACUGUAAAAAUUCCUAAAAAUUGGGGAAAUUAACCCCAAUCCUUAAUCGAACGAUUUUAAUAUCAUGCAAAUUUUUAUAUAUAUAAAACUAUAUUAGUUAUCAAAAGCUUGGGAAGAUGUAAUAAUGAAGUUGUUUUCAGAGCUUUGAGACGACAAAAAGCUACGGAAUCAACCAUCAGAAGUGAUUUAGCCAUCAAUCUAGGCUUAAAAAACUCAAUAAUCUAAAAAAAAUAUAGAUUUUUUAAAAUUUAAAAAAAAUAAAAUAUUAAUUCAAUAAGGAACAAAUUAAAAUUUAUACAGUUUAAAGGGGUGACUAAUAAAUCAAAACAUUAAAAAUUGGUAUUUUUAUAAGAUUAAAUCAAUUUUUUGCUGUAAAAAUAAUUAUUCAAUACUCUUAACCUCUUAUUUAAAAGUAAAUAAAAACAAUAUACAUAUAUAUUUUAUUUUAUAUAUAAAAUUUUUUUCCCAAAAAAUUUUUUUUAACCGAACGAUGGCGAGCCGUUCGAUCAAGGAUGGGGUGGGAGUAAGAAUUAUUCUAGGAUCACCCAAAUAUCAUGAAAAUAUAUGAAGUUUAUGAGUCUUCAAAGUAUUACUAUAUUUGAUAUCUUUGAAUUUGUCAACGGCAUAAUUUAGUAAUCGAUAAGAUUGCCAUAUUUUAGUAUUAAUCUAAGACAAGGAAUAAUCUGGCUAUUCAUACAAUAACCUAAUUAAUUUCAUAUAAUAUAUACAUCGUAACUGAGCUAAUUUCAGGAGGCGAACUAUUUGAUAAAAUAAUCAGUGCUCAGCAUUUCAGCGAGAAAUUAGCUGCCAAAUAUAUGUACGAUAUUAUGGGAGCAAUUAACUAUUGCCAUAGCAGAGGAAUUGUGCACAGAGAUCUUAAGCCAGAAAAUUUAUUAUUGGACUCGAAGGAUGAUGAUGCCAAUCUUAAGAUAAUUGACUUUGGAAUUUCAGAAAGACUAAAGGCCAAUGCUAAGUUGAAAGAAACAAUAGGAACUGUAAAUGCUAUUUAGCUUUAUUAUAUGGCUCCUGAAGUAGUUAAAGGGGAAUAUGAUCAGAAAUGUGAUGUUUGGAGUGCUGGAGUAAUUUUAUAUAUCAUGCUUUGUGGAAGACCUCCUUUCUAUGGAAAUUCAGCCUUAGAGCUGCUAAACUGUAUUAGGAAAGGACCCAAAAUGACAGACGAAUUAUGAAACUCAAUAUCUGCAGACGCAAAAGACCUUAUCUCAAAAAUGCUUACAAUAGAGCCUGCACAACGUCUUAGUGCAGGCGAAGUAUUGAAUCAUCCGUGGCUGCAUAAAUAUGUGAACAAUGCUAUAGAAGACACAAAAAUUUCUGUUGAUGCCUUAUCCAAUCUCGGCGCUUUCCGAGCUGAAAGCAAGCUGGAAAAAUCAAUUUUAACUUUUAUAACUUCACAAGUAUUUGGAGAAAAAGAGGAAGCAGAGCUUGCUGACCUAUUCAAAGCUUUGGAUGCAAAUGGAGAUGGAAAGCUCAGCCAAGAAGAGUUAUUAAAUGGAUACCAUCAACUGAGACUGACUUCUCCUGAAGAAGUAAAAGAAAUAAUGAAAAAGUGUGACAGUGACAGGAGCGGAUUUAUCGAUUUCACUGAAUUUAUAACAGCAGCAACCAAUUGGAAUCAGAUUUUGCAAAAAGAGCAGCUUAUAUCAGCCUUUAAGUUAUAUGACACAAGUGGGGAUGGACAAUUAUCUUUACAAGAGCUCAAAAAUGGAAUACCAGGAAUUAAAGAUAGUGAAUGGGCUGAGUUCCUAAAUGAGGCUGACAAGGAUGGGGAUGGAAACAUUAGUCUCUACGAGCUAAAGGAGUAUUUAACCAAAAAAAUUAUGAGUUAA